AUGUGUCCGCCAGGUUCUGGACUGACGAUGAAGGAGCCGUGUACCAGGACGUCAGACACGGUUUGUAAACCGGUCGAAGGAUUUUACUGCGUAAAGUUGGACAAGCAAAGCUGCAUCGAAGCACGGAAACACGCAGUCUGUGAACGAGGACAAUACAUCGCACAGAAAGGAACCUCCUACACUGACACCGAGUGCUCCAACUGCACUGCUGGAACGUUUUCAAACGGAACCAUGUCUUCUUGCCAGAAACACAAGCAAUGUGGCAUCUCUCUGCUGCUGAAACCAGGAACAGAGUCAGAAGAUGCCCAGUGCGGACAUCUACACCCAGCCAUAGUCGCAGUGAUAGUC
Cheilinus undulatus (humphead wrasse) is the source of this 348-nucleotide messenger RNA. Its product is annotated as tumor necrosis factor receptor superfamily member 14-like. NCBI's taxonomy places the organism in Eukaryota, Metazoa, Chordata, Actinopteri, Labriformes, Labridae. Gene Ontology annotation, molecular function: protein binding. The record is from RefSeq and is a predicted model, not a curated record. The transcript has 4 exons. Gene Ontology annotation, biological process: defense response to Gram-positive bacterium; positive regulation of cytokine production involved in immune response; positive regulation of peptidyl-tyrosine phosphorylation. Gene Ontology annotation, cellular component: external side of plasma membrane. The annotation marks the transcript as partial.